AUGUUCCGCAAGAAGAAAAAGAAGAGGCCUGAAAUAUCGACGCCCAAGAACUUUGAGCACCGGGUCCACACCUCCUUCGACUCCAAGCGCGGCUGCUUUGUGGGCCUGCCGACGCAAUGGCAGAGCCUGAUAGAGAACCUGCGCAGGCCCAAACCCAUGGUGGACCCUUCCAGGAUCACAGAGGUGGAGCUGAGGCCAAAGAAGACCAUUGUGCGGGGGAGCAUGAUCGGUCACGGAGACUACAUCGCAGCCAUGAUCAAUGACAUGAACCGUCUGUCUGUGACCAGUUCUAACUCUUUGAGGAAGAGCAGCCCCUCGGCCAGGAAGAGGGCGCAGUCACUGGGAAGGCUGGGGGAGGUGUGCGAGGGAGACGCUUACCAGUACGAGGGCCUGACCCAGGGUGGUGAGGACGACGGCGACGACGAGGACGACGGUCAAGACCAGUGGAGGGACAGGGCCAGGAACAUCCACAGUGAGACCAACACCCCCUACCUCGGCAUGAAACGGAGUGUCACUCUGCAUCCAAACGGGAUCUUGCCAAAGGCCAGGUCCACCUACGAAGUCAGCGUCACUUCUCUGGAGGGACCGUCGCGAGGGCCGGUUCCGCCCCCCAACGCCCCGGUGCUGAGUCACGGGCCGUAUAUGGGCGGUGAGGUGGGCAGCCCUCGGGAGAGAGUGAUAUGGAAGAGGGAGUUCCAGCUUCCCAGGGGAGUGCCGCAAAAUCAGAGACCGAUAGCUUGUUUUUACAGCCCAGCUGUGACUGUUCAGCAGCCUCAUUGCGGUCAAGCAACAGUCACUGCGGAGCUCCGGCCCAACGUGCCGAUGUACGUGCACCCGCAGAACAGCCCCGGGAGGCCGUUCUCUUCCUAUGACCUGAAAGCGGAGUCUGCGGUGAGGUACCACUCCGGCUUCCUGCCCGCCGGCAACAGCAGUCCCCUCGCGGGCGGGAUCAGACCCCAGCGAACGGUGCGCUCCUCGGCUAGCUACACGCUGGGCCUGUCACCUAACAUGGGGCUGAGGCCCAAUGGGCCCGACCCCUUCCUCAGACACUCUGGAAGCCUCAACCCUCCCUACCCGCGGCAGGACAGCCCGUCCCAGCCUCGUCCCUCCCCUACAGGCUCGCUGGCCACCAGCCCUCCGGCCACAUGCUCCCCUGCUUUUAGGCCCCCGCAGCAUCCUUCGCCCAGGCCCCCACCAGACCCGCCAAAGGUGACGCACGAACAGUUCAAGGCCGCCCUGCAGAUGGUGGUGGACAAGGGCGACCCUCGGUCCUACCUGGAGAACUUUGUGAAGAUCGGGGAGGGCUCGACGGGGGUGGUCUGUAUCGCUACAGAGAAGCACAGCGGCAGGCAGGUGGCGGUGAAGAUGAUGGACUUGCGGCGGCAGCAGAGGAGAGAGUUGCUCUUUAAUGAGGUGGUCAUCAUGAGGGACUAUCAGCACAGGAAUGUGGUGGAGAUGUUCAAGUCCGCCCUGGUGGAGGAGGAGCUGUGGGUUAUCAUGGAGUACCUGCAAGGUGGAGCACUCACCAACAUUGUGUCUGAAACCAGGCUGAGUGAAGAGCAGAUUGCCACAGUGUGUGAAGCCGUUCUGCAAGCACUCGCCUAUCUGCAUUCACAGGGAGUCAUCCACAGAGACAUCAAGAGCGAUUCUAUACUACUCACAUUAGACGGAAGGGUCAAGCUGUCAGACUUUGGCUUCUGUGCUCAGAUCAGCAAGGACAUCCCCAAAAGGAAGUCUUUAGUGGGAACACCCUAUUGGAUGGCUCCUGAGGUCAUCUCCAAAUCCCCAUAUGGCACUGAGGUGGAUAUUUGGUCGAUGGGGAUCAUGGUGGUGGAGAUGGUGGAUGGAGAGCCCCCGUACUUCAGUGAAACCCCUGUGGCUGCUAUGAAGAGAUUGAGGGAUGAGAUGGCUCCUACGGUGCGAAACGUCAGCCAGAUUUCCCCGGUUCUGAAGGACUUCCUGGACCGUAUGCUGACUCGGGACCCCCUAGAGCGGUCCAGCGCCACUGACCUGCUGGAGCACCCCUUCCUGCUGCAGUGCGGCUCACCUCAGUGCCUGGUUCCACUGGUGGAGCAGUACCGCAAGCGCAUGUCCCGUUGCUGACCCCGCGGGGCUCCGAGCUCCCCAACACCCACCUUCAGUCUGACCCCAACAGGCGAGGACCAGCAGCGGGGGUCCAACACUAGCACCCCUGGCCAACGGGAAGUCCGCUCCGGAGAAGCAGAGCCAGGCAGCGCGCUGCUGGCGGAGUACUGGUGGCGGGGGCCGCGAGUUUGGUUGACGGACACCGCAUGGACUCAGGCAUGAGAGAAGCACUUUAGGAGUGAGUCAAAAGGCAGCAUGCAGUUCCUCACCUCUCAGCCGAAUAUUGAUUGGCUUCCUGUUACAGUCAGUGGGAUACAACGCAACACCACACGGUGCAUAUCAACUGAGAGCAAAAGUCAAUAUUCCACGUAAGUAUAUGUAAUGAACAUGUGCUACUCUACAGAUCUUUUCUAGUGUUCUUAACGGGCGUUAUCGCUAGCAGUGUAGAUUACAAAGCUGUUAGGCUCAAAACCACAGUAGGUCAAUGUGACACUAUCAAGGAAGAAUAAAGUUACCUCUGCACACUCACACUCUCUGUUGUAGGAACAGCUUUGUCAGUACACUUUACAAACACUGACAGUAGACUAUUUGCAUGGCCAAAUAGAGGCACACCUGGCCUGAUGUGAAUGCUCGAUUAUGUACCAAACUGGGAAGUGAAAGACAAUUCUCCAUUAUUAACAUAAUAAAUGGGUAGAUUAAAGCCCAGCUGCUACUAUUGGGCUAUUGGAACAUCACCAGAACCAUAUUCCUCUUUUUCAUAUUUAUUAUUUAUUUCUAAAAGGUGUUGUGGGUUGUUUGUAUGAUGUGAAUUUGCAAAUAAGGUUUCAUUAUUAAGUACGGACUUGAAACAUACGCAGAGAAAUUAAUAAUGUAAAUAGAAAUCCUGAAUAUCCGGUCAUUGCACCUGCUGAUCUACUGUACCGCAGUAAAUAUAUGAGAUGAAUUUAAAAUUUUACUUUUCUUUACUUAAACGUGAGUGUGUAUUUGUAUGUGUGCGUGCAUGUGUGUGUGUGUGCGCGUGUGUGAUGAGCACAUGGAUGCGCGUGAGGUGGAAUCUCAGUGUUUGCUUCUGAUGCGACUCGCAGAGUGUUGGACUUUUUAAAAACCACGACACGCGUGUGUGUUGCUCCUCCAGAAGACGUGUGUGACUGUAUUUGCAUUUGUUUGCCUAGAUAAAGCACACAGGCCGGGCAUGUGAUGCUGCAGGACGUCCACCUGCUCAGAAACACUUUGCACAUAAUCUUUGUAUUCUGACACAGAUACAUGUUGUGUUUCAUGUAUUUCUAUCUCUGUGCGGAUCGGUCACGAAAAAGAGAAUUACACAUUUUAAUUUUGUAUAAAUCAAUAAAUGACGCAUAUUGAAUUGAAAUUCA
Gasterosteus aculeatus aculeatus (three-spined stickleback) is the source of this 3458-nucleotide messenger RNA. NCBI's taxonomy places the organism in Eukaryota, Metazoa, Chordata, Actinopteri, Perciformes, Gasterosteidae. The record is from RefSeq and is a predicted model, not a curated record.